AUGGUCUUUUCACGAUCCGGGCGAUCGGUCUUCCCGUUGCUCCCGCCGUAUGGAGCCCAUGAUUCCAGCACAGGACGAAUCAUUCCCCUCCACCCAGACGGCCUGACUCCCUAUCUGGGACUACGAGCUCGACUUUCACAAGUAUGGAUCAAUCGCUGGACGAUUCUUCUACUUCUUGUUCUUGUUCGACUAUUGAUUGCAGUCGGCGACGUGCAAUCCAACAUGGCGUCCGCCAAACGCGAGGCGCUUUCCGCCUGCUCAUCGGUCGAAUCCAUGGGCAGCGCCAUGGCUUCAAUGCCUCACUACUUGUCCACUGGCACCAAUGAGCUUGUUGCUUCAUCUGUCGACCAUGCAGUUGCUGCUUUGAAAUCAAUGCUGUUGAUGACCAUUACCGGUGUAGGGGAAAUCCUUUGGUUUGUUCUCAACAUGAUGUAUUCAACCUAUGCCUGUCUUAUUACGAUGGCCGUGCGUGGCACAGUUGGAGCUGGAAUUGAGUUGGUCAAGGAGGCGACUGAGUGGAUCAACAAGACCCUGGUCUCAAUCGGCGACGACAUCGAAAGCACUGUCAACAAAUAUAAGAGUGAACUGGAUUCAUUCCUCGAAGCAAUCAACAAGGUGGCCAGCUUGUUCACCGACGACCCAACUCCAAUCGAUCUGAACAGCUCAAUCAGCAAGUUAGAGAACAUGGCUCUUCCGUCAUCGGUCAACAGCACUGUCGAAAAGUUAGACAGCCUCGUCCUUCCUAACUUCAAGGAGAUUCAGAACUUCACCAAGACUAUCUUCCAAACUCCUUUCCAGGAAGUCAAAGACCUAGUCAACAAAUCCCUGGGCACCUACAGUUUUGAUCGAUCCGCUCUUCCGGUUCCUGCUAAAACGCAAUUGACCUUUUGCAACGACAACAGUGGCAUUAACGAUUUCUUCAGUGGGGUUACGAGUCUUGUCUUAACAGCCCGCAAGAUCUUUAUGGCCGUUCUCAUUGUGGCAGCUAUCUUGGUAUGCAUUCCAAUCGCGUGGCAAGAAGUUCGUCGAUGGCGCUCUAUGAAAGAACGCUCCCAGCUUGUUCGGAAAGAAGCACACGACCCGAUGGACGUCGUCUACAUUGUUUCGCGGCCGUACACUGCCGCUGCGGGUAUCAAGGCAGCAAGCCACUUUAGCAACAGCCGCCGACAGAUUCUCGUACGGUGGGCGAUCGCCUAUGCGACAUCUCUGCCAGCUCUCUUUGUCUUGGCUCUUGCUCUUGCUGCACUUUUCUCCUGUCUAUGUCAAUACAUUCUUCUUCACUCGAUCAAGAAGACUGUCCCCGCACUGAGCUCUGAAGUGGGGGAAUUUGCCGACAAGGUGGUGGGGGCACUUGAGAAAGCCUCAACAGAUUGGGCCACUGAUGCCAACAAGGCCAUCAUCAAUCUCGACACUGAUCUCAACAAGAAUGUCUUCGGAUGGGUCAACACAAGCACUCAUGCCAUCAACGAAACAUUGAACUUCUUCAUAUACAACACAUCCAGUGCGCUCAAUGAAACAUUCAAAGGAACCAUCUUGCAAGAGCCCGUUUACGAGCUAUACGAAUGCUUGAUUGGACUGAAAGCAGAGUCUCUGCAGAAGGGAUUGAACUGGGUAUCCGAACAUGCGCAUAUCUCUCUUCCCACACUCCCAAAUGAUACCUUCUCCGCCGGUGCCUCGGACAGCAUCGAUGACAAGUCGUCAAACCCAUCCGACAGCUUCCUCGCCGAUGCAGGUGAUGAAACAUCAAACAAGAUCACCGAAGUUGUCAUCAGCGUGAUCAACAAGCUUCAAGAAGCGUUGCGGAUUGAAGCAAUUAUAGCUACAGCCAUCCUUCUUCUCUGGGUCUUCAUCGCCCUCAUUGGAAUCACUCGCGCCAUGAUGCUUUUCUGGGGCCGUGAGAAGCAACGCGGUGAGGGUGGACAAGGCCAUAUGAUGGAUCCUAUCCCUCGAGGCGGUCCACCUGAGGAUCAAAACGGCUUCACUGAAGUUCCGCUCACUGCCUAUCCGAAGAAUUUGUCAGAAGAUCAUGUCGCUCCCCAAUACACAGUUAGCUCAGAUGAGAAACAUGGCUUCGCGGGACAGAGGAAUUACGACAAUGCUCUGCAGGUCGAUUCUACGGACGUGCGCGGGAGCAGCUACGUUGAAUACGAUGUGAAGCGAUGA
Molecule: messenger RNA, 2163 nt
Organism: Penicillium salamii
Lineage: Eukaryota; Fungi; Ascomycota; Eurotiomycetes; Eurotiales; Aspergillaceae
Source: the annotation of a GenBank genome assembly